GCCCCGCUCGCCAUCCUUCUCGUCCCUCUCGUCCUCCCGUUCCCCGUCCGCUCCAGUGCUCAAGCCCACCUCCUUGAGCCUGAAGUAUGGCCAUUGGAAAAUGGAUCUCAUUCGGUUCCGCCCAGGCCAACCACGUCUCCAUCCCCGUCGCUCCCGCCGUCACUCAACCUCCCGUCGCCUGUGCAGCGGACGCGAAGCAGUUUGGGCUCGAGAACUUCGGGAAUACAUGCUACGCCAACUCUGUACUACAGGCCCUGUACUUCUGUGGGCCAUUUCGCGAGCUUCUAGUUCAAUAUCCCGAUCCUGCUGCACCCGAUAUCCCGCAUAUACCACAUCCCUCGUCAUCUCUGCCGACAUCCAACGCCGCUCCUUCCGCCAUUCCCCGCAGCAGACUAGAGCGAAAGUCUUCCGUCUCAGAGUCUUCUCCCUCUCAGGCCUCGCAGCUCAAUGCGAGCUUCCCGCGGUCAGAUGCCUCCUCUGUGUUCCCUAUUCCCCCGUCACCACCAACGCUGCUGUCCGCGUUGCGCUCACUGUUCGUGCACAUAAGCAAUCAGCCGGCCUCCAAAGGCACCAUUGCGCCCCGCGCAUUCAUCGAGAAGCUCAAGCAAGAACAUGAACUGUUCCGAAGUGGACAACAUCAGGACGCGCACGAGUUUCUCAAUUUCCUGUUGAAUAGGAUAGUGGAGGAGAUUGAGCAGGACCGGCGGAGAGGGCAAAACGGAACCGCAAAUGCAGGGAGUUUGAGCGGCGAAGACUUGUCUACGUCGAUUGCGACCUUGUCCACCACUGCCGCCGGCCCGACUUCCACUGCCUCCAUAUCGCCUUCAAGUCCCUCAUUCCCACAGUCCACCUUGGUGCACCGGCUAUUCGAAGGCGUGCUGACGAGCGAGACGCGCUGUCUCACAUGCGAGACGGUCUCAUCACGGGAUGAGUCUUUUAUUGACCUGUCGAUUGACAUCGAGCAGAACUCGAGCGUUACGGCGUGUCUGAGACAAUUCAGCGCAAGUGAGAUGCUCUGCCAAAAGAACAAGUUCUUCUGCGACGCGUGUUGCGACUUGCAGGAAGCGGAAAAGCGGAUGAAGAUCAAGAAGCUGCCGAACAUCCUUGCAUUACAUUUGAAGCGGUUCAAGUACCAAGAGGACGUGAAAAGAUACAUCAAGCUCACAUAUCGUGUAGCAUUUCCGCUGCAGUUACGAUUAUUUAAUACCGUGGAUGAUGCAGAAAAUCCCGAUCGUCUGUACGAGCUGUUCGCCAUUGUUGUUCACAUUGGAGCCGGUCUCAACCACGGUCACUACGUUACUAUCAUCAAAGCUCGGGGGAAAUGGCUUCUUUUCGACGAUGAGAGUGUUGAUGUCAUCAAGGAAUCCGACAUCCCCAAAUACUAUGGCGAGACCAACAACGGCUCUGCCUACGUCCUUUACUACCAAGCAGUAGAUCUUGACAUGGCUGCACUCGGUAUACGACCGCAGGAGGCUACAACGACGUCAACGGACAUCGGUUUGGAACCCUCGUCGAGGCCGUCGAACGUCGCGACCGUGGUCGAAUCCAGCGAGUCGGAUCCCGCAGUACCGCCAGGGCUUACCGUUGAUGCGGACUCGGAGAAGAGCGACUCCCCCCUUCCAACCCCGCGAUCUCAGCCACAGUCAUCGUCAUCGCUGCAGACACCGAGACAUGCUUCCCCACAGCCACCGACAUUGGGGCUGUCGAUACCCAAGCGGCCGUCCUCGGGACCUUCGACACCGGUGCAGGCAUCCGGAUCAUCAUCUUCUGGUGCGCUUGGAGGGCUAUUCAACACCCUUCGGCAUACACCGUCUAUGCGAGUGCGCAUGAAUGGUGGUAAUGCUUCCGACUCUCGGAGGAGCUGGAUGGAUGCUGUGCAGCACCACCCCACGUCAUCGCCAACGAAGUCGCGUUCCAGCCGGCGCCCCGCAACAGCGCACGGAAUUGUAUCGACGACGAGCAGCCAGUCGCAGGAGUCGGAGCCGGGAUCGCCGUCAAUGGCAUCAAUGCCGGACGGACAUGCUAAGGAGAAGCAGCCCGAGAAGAAGGCAAGCAUGUGGUUCAAGCGGAAGAGCUCGCGACUCGAGGCGUCGUUCAGUGGCCCGUCAUCAGUGCCAGUGAGGGAAGAUACGGUGUCACCGCAGCGCUCGCAGACUCUGAAGGAAACCGGGCACUCGCGGGCGAUGUCCGAGGCGAGUCCAUCGCCUGCUCCGACGUCGUUCGCGGCGUCUCCGAUGGGAAUGGUACAUUCGCCGUUGGUGCCACCGCCCCUAGCGUCUCCGUCGAUGCCAAUGUCACCCGUGCUGUCGCAUCCACAUCACCCGGAGCACAAGAAGUCGACGCCAGAGCUUCCGGGUAAAAGUAAGAGCAGCAGAUCAGGCGUCACUUCUGCAUUAGGGAGGCUGCCGCGGAGACCGUCCACCGCGGGCGCGACGGUUAGCACCCCUUCGCAUGCAAGGCCAACGUCUGUUGUUGUACCGCCAAUACCGUCCAUACCUUCCUCACCGUCAUCGCAACAACCGAAUGGGACGGCUGGUCGGACGUUGUUGUCUGGCACUCCAGAUGCUGCUCAUCAUCGCCACAGCCAUUUGGACGAGUUUGGAAUGCAUGGCUUUCGGAGAUCGCACCGGCCAUCGACGGCGAGCGCUGUGCCGGAGUCGCCCAGGGCGACCGGCUUCGCUGCAUCCCCAUCGUCAUCGAGCGUGGAGAACGGGACGAAGAAACGGGCGACGCGGAAGCUGAGCUUCAGUGCGCCCAUGCUUGGAUUCGGCCGAAAGGAGAAGAAGGACAGGGAGGUGCAGCCGCCUCCGAGCUCGUACGUUGCGAGCCGGUGACCGAGAUCGAUUUGUGAAUUUGCUGUUGCUGCGUUCGACGUACGCAUGCAAUGAAAUGACCCGCCAGCCGGCAUGGACAGUGCUUGUGCGUGCUCUCUUUAGACUUGAUAUAUCCCCGCCCACGUUCGCCAUAUGAUUAUCGCAUUUACGCUUGUACUUACACCAUGCCUGUAAUUCUCUUCUGCUGCGCUGCUCUUCCUUCUGUCCAGCAACCCUCUUUUGCUGCUGCAGCGUUGUGCACACUCAUUCAUAUUUUUUUCUGCGUGGAGGGGUGCUCUGUUGUAGAUUCUGUUUCGCGACAAGCAGCUUGCAUACCUAUCACUUCUAUAUUUAAAUAGCACACGAUGUACAUAUAUCAAACAGGCGC
Laetiporus sulphureus 93-53 is the source of this 3201-nucleotide messenger RNA. RefSeq names its product cysteine proteinase. Lineage: Eukaryota; Fungi; Basidiomycota; Agaricomycetes; Polyporales; Laetiporaceae. Gene Ontology annotation, molecular function: cysteine-type deubiquitinase activity; cysteine-type endopeptidase activity. Gene Ontology annotation, biological process: protein deubiquitination. The coding region runs from base 87 to 2834 and encodes 915 amino acids. Gene Ontology annotation, cellular component: nucleus; cytosol. The transcript is spliced from 6 exons. The record is from RefSeq and is a predicted model, not a curated record.